CACAGUUCAAUUUAGGUGUGAGAAAAGAACGAGAUGCUUGUCAAACCGUGACACGCUAGCUGUGGUAUGAUUUGCUACCAUUGAGAACGAGAGAGGAAAAAAGUGAGAGAGCGAGAGGGGUGGCCACCGAAACCAAUCAGGGAUCGUCCAGCACCAACCAUCCGUCGCGUUUAUGAGUAAAGGCGAUCAAUUAGCCGGUCGUCGGUUGACCGUUUGAAAAAUACGCCAAUUUACGCUCACAUCGGCUCUCGAUUGGGGACAACAUGGCUGAGUGUAACGUUAGCAUCGACCAGGACAAACUGCCUGGUGUGAAAGAGGUGUGCAGAGACUUUGCUGUGUUGGAAGACCACUGCCUUGCCUACAACCUCCAGGAACAAGAGAUUGAGAGCCACUUGGCGUCCAAUGUCCACAAGAGCCGGCUGGUGCAGCAGGACCUGCAGGUGGCCAAGAAACUGCAGCAGGAGGAGGAUGAGAUCGCCAAGGUCGUGAUCAAGAAGCAGCAUGUUGCCAUAGAGCGCCACGAUAACGAGAUUGCCCAUGAGAUUCAGGAUCAACUGGUUCGACAGGCUGAGCAACAACGACUGCAGCAGGAGGAAAAGGAUGCGGCUAUUGCUCGUAAGCUGCAUGAGAAAGAGAUGAAAGAGGAAAGGCGUCGACAGAAACACCAGGAUGAAGAGUAUUAUGAGGAUCCAGGAGCUGCGAGACAGCCUCUUGACCUGGACAAGCCCACACGCCACACGUCUAGCUCCCCAGGGCCCUAUGAUGUGCAUUCUCCAGUGAGCUUCCAACGUGAUCAUUCGCCAGUUUCAAAUUCAAUAGAACCCGUGAGGAACAGGCACCCAAAACAGGAUCCAGCAGUACUGAACAGCCGUUCCAGGUACCCCGAGCAUUUCCCGGUGGCAGAGGGUGGCCGGGGGAGACAUGCAGAACCGUAUUCAAAUCAUCUGCAGUCCCCCAAAGGCAGGCAUGGGGACAAUUACCCCGAUUAUGAACCUGCAGAAUCAAGGAGAGCACGUGACAUGGGAGAGGACCCCGAUAGAGCAGUGAGAAAGAAAGAGAGGCCAGCCCAUUCUCCGCUGAGUGCCAAGGAAAGAGACAAGGGCUUGGAGAGAGAGAGGGACAGGAGACUUGAAAGGGACGGUCUCAGGGACAUCGAGCAUGACUAUCAUUUGAGGAAACAUCAAAGGUCAGACAGGGAACAGGACAUGAGGACAACUAGAGGAGGAAGAGAGAGGGAGCGCCUCAGAGAUCGCACACACAGUGAGGACAGGCCUGAAGUGAGAGACAAGCAGACGCACAAAGGCAAAGACGGACAACGAGUGAGGGCCAAGAGCAGGGAAAGAGCGCAUGACGGUGAUUUCAUUGAACCGAGGGGCGAUAGGGUAUCCCGGGAGGAGGAAGAGGAUGAAGCCAGGAGGGCGAGGGGCCGCCAGCGGGUUCAAUCCGGCCCCGACGAUGUGUUUGAAGAGUCUAGGAACAACCGAGGGAGAGGUGACAGCAGAGAGUUGUGGGAACCUUCUGGCAAGCGUACACCCUCCAGUGGUGAGACAGGUCGACUUGUGCACAAAGGGAGUGGAGAAUUUGUAGAAGGGGAGUACGGACCCGACGAGGCUACAAGGGACCUGACCAAGUUGGAUCUGCGUGAGCAGGAACUUAAGGACUUGGAGGUGGCAAGGAGGAUGCACGAGGAGGAAGUCAAGGCAAGCAAGAGCCAUGUGCGAGCAGCCCAAGUUGCACAGGAUGAGGAGAUUGCCCGGCUGCUAAUGGAACAAGAGAAGAGGGAGUACAGAAAGCAUCGAGAACGGGAGAAAGAGCGGGAGAGGGACCGCCAUGAAAAGGAACGAGAAAGGGAGAGGGAGCGCAUGGCGAUGGAAAAGAGGCGACCAGAGGGGGACUACAGGCCAAAUUCCGAGGAUGUUGUCCGACCUCGAUCCAGAGAUGAGCAUGACCCCCAGAGGCACAGGAGUCACCACAAACCUUUCCGGCCACCUCAACCUCGCACCCACGAGUACGAGAAUGUGAACCCUGGUUAUGGCUACGGUGACCACGCUGACUCCCAACGGGCGCCCACCAGACCUGAGGCCGCUUACAAAGCGUUCGAGCUCACCGCCCUCAGCUGCUCCAGUGAUGACCGAGAAGAGGACGUCAAGUCGCCGCAAGGAGGCCCAAAAAAGGCCUGAGGCCCCUCUCUUCUGGAAGAACCAGUAAGGAGUCAGGGGAACCACAAGAGAAUUAUCUAAAGAAGUUAAACCUUUAAUGUCAGUGAACCACUUUCACGUGUGCACCAUUUCAAGCUUUUACUCUUGAAACAUAACACAGGUUAGUUGUCUUCCAUUGACAAGCAAUCCUUCAGGGUGGGCCACGCCCUUCCGCAAAAACACUAAUAACGUUGAUUUCAUUCACAUAUUCACCUCACUCUUUUUGCAGAAGCAUUCGAACCAGGAAGCGUUUUCAUUUGUAUGACACCAAAAAAGAAAAACUGAUCUCCAUGGGAGUCUUCAAAAGUGAGACGGGCCGUUUGGCCAGAGGGCACUUGCUCACUGUGCCUGAUGUAGGAAUGAUAUCUGACUGGUUGGAGCAGCAGCCAAGCCAAAAUGUACAGGGAGUCAACCUUGGAUGCAUCUCAAGGCAAUUAUGAGUUCUUUGUUUAAGCUUGCACAAAGGACAGCCUCAUUUAUUUUUUAGGGAUAGGCCAUCGGCCCUGUACGGUCCAGAUUUGAAGGCAUGAUAAAAGAUUGAAUGUGACAAUGAGACCAUGUUCACAAGCGUUAUUUGAGGAAUACAGCUUGAGGGCUAAGCAAUACAAACGGUAAGGUAUAUGACAAUUUGUAGACACUUGGAAUUGUUUUCUACAGUGGAAACUGAACGAACACAGCAUCAUUUCUUGCCCUUGAAAAUUGUGCAAAAGAAACAUACCCACAGAAUUGGUGUCAUUUGCGUCCCCAGACACACACAUACUAAUGUACUGUAAAAUACCUUUUUUU
Hippocampus zosterae (dwarf seahorse) is the source of this 2984-nucleotide messenger RNA. RefSeq names its product coiled-coil domain containing 50a (gene ccdc50a). The record is from RefSeq and is a predicted model, not a curated record. Bases 264 to 2180 code for a protein of 638 amino acids. The transcript has 13 exons. Gene Ontology annotation, molecular function: ubiquitin protein ligase binding. NCBI's taxonomy places the organism in Eukaryota, Metazoa, Chordata, Actinopteri, Syngnathiformes, Syngnathidae. Gene Ontology annotation, cellular component: cytoplasm.